AUGCUUAAGGCGAGAAACGCCAGAAGAACGUCUCACUUUAUUAUACCAGAUGCAGUGAAGGCAGCUGGUAUUACUGUGUACGAUCCCAAUGAUCCUUCAUUUAUGACGCCCAUCAUUGGAACUGGAAAGCCUUUGCCAGAUUUGCGUAUGGAUCACCCUGCCUUCCGGGUGCCGUCAAUUGAGGAACACCCGCUUUACCAUGAUACUAGGUGUUUUCUUUUUGAUGGCACCACACCAAUGAGUGACGGUAUCGAUCAGGCGGCAGUGCUGAGCAAAGCGAUAGUACGACAAGGCUUACCAGAGACGGUGAUUCAUCGUGCGGCCCACGUUGAUAUCUCCGAGGAGCAGGUUCGUGAUGCUAUUCUGCAUGGUGAAAAAUAUGACCCGACGCUGGAAAAGCUGCCGAAAAGAUUUGAUCCUGUGCUUUUCUGGGUGACACACAUCAGGGUUCAUGGAACUCCUGUAAUCAAACGACUUAAUAUCAUACUCGAUAAUCUCUCACGUGCCGUUUUAUUUUCCGAAAUUCGAAGUGGAAACCAUGCUGACCACAUUCGGUAUGUGUAUAGUUUUUAA
Molecule: messenger RNA, 573 nt
Organism: Cooperia oncophora
Lineage: Eukaryota; Metazoa; Nematoda; Chromadorea; Rhabditida; Trichostrongylidae
Source: the annotation of a GenBank genome assembly